CAUUUUGCGCUUUUAUUCUUCUUCCAUUCUCUUUCUUUCUAUCAACGAAAAACAACAAUGGAAUAUUUGCAGGACGCUGGGAUCCGCGUUUCUCGAUCACACAGAACAAUUCAAUUCAUCAGCGUGUCUCCACAUUUUCGCGCGUGAAACCUCAUCGCCAUUUUCCCUCUUCUUCUUCUUCUUCUUCACUGAUUGGAUUAAUUGCACGUAAAGGAGGUUUAAAGCUUCGCAGCACGUGUUGUUGUUGUUGUUCGUAUAAUUGUUGUUGUUGUGGCGGCAGUGGUAGUAUUUGGAAAUUGAGGAUUGAGUGGGGUGUGUGAAAAAUGGCUGCCAGGAGUGAUCACCAAACGGUUCCUCUUUCGGUGCUCCUGAGGCGCGAAUUGGCGAACGAGAAAAUUGAGAAGCCUGAGAUUGCUCAUGGUCAAGCGUGCCAGAGCAAGAAAGGCGAGGAUUUGACGCUGCUCAAGACGGAAUGCCAGAGGGUGGUGGGCGAUGGGGUCUCUACAUACUCAGUUUUUGGGCUAUUUGAUGGACACAAUGGAUCUGCUGCUGCUAUUUAUUCUAAGGAGAAUCUUCUAAAUAAUGUUUUAAGCGCGAUUCCUCCAGAUCUUAACAGAGAUGAGUGGAUAGCAGCCUUGCCCAGGGCUUUGGUUGCUGGUUUUGUAAAAACUGAUAAAGAUUUUCAAGAGAAAGGCCAAAAAUCUGGAACAACUGUCACCUUUGUCAUUAUAGAAGGAUGGGUUGUAACAGUUGCAUCAGUUGGUGAUUCCCGUUGCGUCCUUGAAUCUUCUGAUGGUGAGCUUUAUUACUUGUCCGCAGAUCACAGGCUAGAAACGAAUGAAGAAGAGAGGGUGCGGAUCACCUCUAGCGGUGGUGAAGUUGGUCGGCUAAAUACAGGGGGAGGUGCAGAGGUUGGUCCUUUGAGAUGUUGGCCUGGUGGUUUGUGUCUCUCACGAUCUAUUGGAGAUAUGGAUAUUGGUGAAUUUAUUGUACCUGUCCCGUAUGUAAAGCAAGUGAAGAUGUCCACUGCUGGAGGCCGGCUUGUUAUCUGCAGUGAUGGUGUUUGGGAUUCUCUACCUGCAGAAGUAGCCCUUGAUUGUUGUCGUGGAAUGCCAGCCGAUGCUGCUGCACCACAUAUUGUUAAAGAAGCUGUACAAGCAAAGGGACUUAGAGAUGAUACAACCUGCAUUGUAGUUGAUAUAUUACCUCAGGAGAAACCACCUGUUUCUGCGCCACAAACAAAGAGGCCAGUAAAGGGAAUGCUCAAGUCCAUGUUUCGUAAAAAAUCUUCUGAAUCAUCUUCUUAUAUUGACAAAGAGUACAUGGAGCCAGAUGUAGUAGAAGAAUUGUACGAGGAAGGAUCUGCCAUGCUUUCAGAGAGGUUAGAUACUAAAUAUCCAGUCUGCAACAUGUUCAAGUUGUUUAUGUGUGCAGUAUGUCAAGUAGAGAUAAAACCUGGAGAGGGUAUUUCAAUACACGAGGGUGCACCCGACUCUCGAAAAUUUCGUCCCUGGGACGGACCUUUCCUGUGCUCAAGUUGCCAAGAGAAGAAAGAAGCCAUGGAAGGGAAAAGAUCAUCAGGUAGAAUUAGCAGUGGAAGUGAUGAAUGAACUCUCGUGUAAAUUUGCAUUUUGAGAGUGAUAAAAAUUGUUCAUAUGAUGGGAAAGUCAAACAAUUCAAUCAACAAAGACUCCCUUCUAAUUUUCACUGGGGCUUUAUGGAUAUAAUUUUGAAUUCCACAUGAAAAGACAUAUGAAAAGUAAACCAAUAGCAGCCUGUUAGAAGAUUUCUGACUUGGAAGUAUGAAAUAGCAACAAGUAUUGUGAAGGGUUGUGUUAAAUGUGGAAGUACACAACAAGAUAUCAGAGGUAAUGCAUUCUUUUUAUAUACUUUUUUUUGUGGGAUCCGUUCAUUUGUAUACGGGUCAUUUGGAAUCACUAUAGACCUUUAAUGAAAGUGGUCUUUGUUAUUGUAAUGUAAUAUAGGGAGUUUAAUUAGAAUUCAUAGAAUCAAUUCUACUGUAGGUUAGAUGUGUGUUAAGCCUUCUGAAUGAUUUUUUCCUCUAACAUUCGAUUUUGACAAUUCCUUUUGCCAUACGAGCAUUAGGUCUUUUGUAAAAGAUGUUAGGUGGAAUUAUCCCCCGCACCCCGUCUCAAAAGUCUCACAGAAAAAAGAGGGGAAAAAAAUACAUAGUAGUUUAUUACACAUUUACAUCCCACCUAACUUUGCUGUUUUUCCGUAUGUUAUUUGUAAAUUACACCCCACCCUUGAAAAUUGCUGAACCGUUUCACCCAAAAUGCAUGCUGUAAUGUCUUUGUUUUUA
Messenger RNA from Glycine soja, 2323 nucleotides. Its product is annotated as probable protein phosphatase 2C 12. Gene Ontology annotation, biological process: protein dephosphorylation. Bases 324 to 1610 code for a protein of 428 amino acids. Lineage: Eukaryota; Viridiplantae; Streptophyta; Magnoliopsida; Fabales; Fabaceae. The transcript is spliced from 10 exons. Gene Ontology annotation, molecular function: protein serine/threonine phosphatase activity. The record is from RefSeq and is a predicted model, not a curated record.